Molecule: messenger RNA, 2103 nt
Organism: Dendroctonus ponderosae (mountain pine beetle)
Lineage: Eukaryota; Metazoa; Arthropoda; Insecta; Coleoptera; Curculionidae
Gene: Ey
Product: paired box protein Pax-6
Biological process (GO): regulation of transcription by RNA polymerase II; anatomical structure development
Molecular function (GO): DNA-binding transcription factor activity, RNA polymerase II-specific; RNA polymerase II cis-regulatory region sequence-specific DNA binding
Source: RefSeq, a predicted model, not a curated record
ACACCUAGAAAGGUGUACAGCAUCCCCAUAUGACAGAUUCUUCGGGUAUCAGUUCGGUCCGGGUUGUGAAAGGCAUACAGUAGAGUGGCAAUUUCGAACCGCGGCUCGGAAAUCUUAACCGCGCUCCGACUUAUACCUCAUUGACUUUGGACGCACUUUGCUCUCCAAUCGACUCGCUCAAAAUUGGUUAAUUGCCUUUGAGUAAUUCAAUUUUUCAUUCGGUUCUUUAAUCGCAUCAGCGUCCAAUUUCGGCUUCAUUAUCUGUGAUUUUUGCUUCGCUGGACUUUAUCGGUGACGGCUCUAAUGAAGUGACUAAUCGUUUUAUCGUUGGGACUUAACUUGUGUUAACUACUGUGUGUUUGGCGACAACGGGGCGACUACCUAGAAUCCACCAUCAUUCUCCCCGCACAGCAAAUCGGAACGGCCGUGGCGCCAUGGCCUUCAGCGAUCACCUCCGUCGACGAUAUGGCACACAAAGGUACUACGAAACGGGUUCGAUUCGACCUCGAGCCAUCGGGGGUUCGAAGCCGAGAGUGGCGACCGCUGAAGUCGUCUCGAAAAUCUCCUCCUACAAAAGAGAGUGCCCGUCCAUCUUCGCCUGGGAGAUCCGCGAUCGGUUGCUGCAAGAGGGAGUUUGCACCAAUGACAACAUACCAAGUUUAUUGACUUGGAUGGACUAAAUUCCGACGAAACGAACUCAGGAGACAAUUCGAACGCUGGUUCCAGUAUAGGCCCCGAUGACGAUCAGGCGAGACUGCGACUGAAACGUAAACUCCAAAGAAACCGCACGUCGUUCACUAACGACCAGAUCGACAGUUUGGAAAAAGAGUUUGAGCGCACUCAUUACCCGGACGUCUUUGCCAGAGAGCGACUGGCCGCGAAAAUCGGCCUCCCGGAGGCCCGAAUACAGGUGUGGUUCUCCAAUCGGAGGGCGAAAUGGCGCAGAGAGGAGAAGUUGAGGAACCAGCGCAGAACCAACCAAACUCCUGUGGACGCAUCCGGCCCUAACGCAUCCCCCCCAAGAAUACAGGGCUUUGCCAACGGGAGUCCUGCUAUGUACUCGUCUAUUGCGCCUCCAAUGUCCAUAGCGGAUACCUACGGUUCCAUGUCGCCGAUGUCGAAUUUCGCUCACGGCGGAUUAACAACCAGCAUGGUUCCAUCGCCUGGCGCCUGUUUGCAGCAACGGGAAAGUCCAGGAAUGGGCGGUGGGAUGGGUGGCUACUGCAUGGGAAGACCGUCGGGAUACGAUCUGGGGAUCGGCUACGGUUCCAGACCGUCUCCAUGCAGUCCUGGGCAGCCUUACCAGAUGAACGGCCAUCAGUAUAACACCAAUGGAAGUUCAACAGGUUUGAUAUCCCCAGGAGUUUCAGUGCCAAUCGCAGUGCCAGGGCAAGCUGAUAUGACUUCCCAGUAUUGGCCCCGCAUACAGUGACCAUGGUGGAACUAAUGUGCGUUAAAAGUUUAGUUUUGCGAAUUUAACGUGUGACUCUAGUUAUUAUUGUGAAACUGAUAAGUUUAUUAUAAGGCAGCGUGCACAAAGUGCUUAUAUUUGUAACAUAACGUUUGCGGCGGUUUUCUCGUAUUGAAAGCAUCCAGGGAGGAUUUUUUUCCGAAAGGGCCCACUAGUUUGUAUAGCCGGAGUUAUAUGGGACAGUGCAAAUAGCGAAGCUUUCAGUAUGCGCAAAAUGGCCCAGAUGGAUUUCUGAUGUUGCUCUUCAACAGUGAUUGAAUAUUAGGAUUUAAAUGUUGUGCGUGCUUUCGUUUGUACCAAAGGGAAUGAUUUCCAAGCGGACUGAAAUGGGGCAAGUUAUAUUAGCGAUUUAGUUAAAAUAMAUUUUUAAUGCGCCAGUGCUUUGUGUUUUUUGUCGUCGUUGGGCAGCAGUAGUUUUUGCAAAUUUUGCAAUCGUUAAUAUUCAGRSRAAUUUUCACUAUGUCAGCAAARGAAGUGUGGUUUUCCAUURCAAAACAUGUACAUGGCAAAGCUCUUUYAGUAUACYAAAAAAACAUGCUGUGGAUGCGAAAACUACGCAAUUKRAACCUAAAGAGAACAAUCUUCUUGAUUCUGCUCGYGUGAAAUGAAAUUAUCAAAUGAGGAGSUUCAAA